This is a messenger RNA of Vigna angularis (adzuki bean), 883 nucleotides long. RefSeq lists its product as uncharacterized. The transcript has 3 exons. Lineage: Eukaryota; Viridiplantae; Streptophyta; Magnoliopsida; Fabales; Fabaceae. The record is from RefSeq and is a predicted model, not a curated record. Bases 399 to 749 code for a protein of 116 amino acids. Gene Ontology annotation, molecular function: metal ion binding.
ACUCUCUAACCAGAAAAAUUUAGAGUAAAGUGUAUUCAUACAACGGUUGUAUAAUUGCACUGGCUUAAGCCUAGCAGAGUCAACUAAUUGCAUCAUUAGUGUAGCUGAAUAGUUCAGUUACUUUAUUGGUAAGUAGAAAAAAACAACCAAGCACUAUGUGGGACAUGCUUCAGGACUACAUAAUCUCCGUUAAAAUAGCCUUAAAACCUAACCUUUUUCACUUUCUUUGCCAUUCAUUCCUAUCAUGCUUUCUCCAUUUUCUGCCCACCAUAAACAAGCAUCCCAGGUGGUGAAGUUGUUCUAUCACCGUAGAAAGUGAUUUUCAAAGUCAUACAUCAUUUUCUGCACGUCUUUUUUUAUGUAGGAUGGUAUUGAGGGUGUGCUAGAUUAAUGCUGUUAUGGCUUUUGAAGAUGGUUCCGAAAAGGAGCUACAGAAAGUUGGUCUAGAAAUCUCCAAUCGUUUUCCUCUUACAAGGACUACUCUGGCAUCUAUGGAGUCUUUGUCUUUGCCAGUGGUUCAGGAAGUUGUUCUUUCUGCUGAUAUGCAAUGUGAGAAGUGCCAGAAGAGGGUAGCUGAUUUUAUUGCUAAAAUGAAUGCAGAAACGGAGUCAGUGGUGGUGAAUGUGUUGGAAAAAAAGGUGGUACUUACUUUCAGAUUAACAACUAUUGGUAAAGUAAUCUCUCAACAAAUUACUCCCCUCCCUAAAGUUGCAAUUAUUAAAAGGAUAUUUCGUUUUUCACGGAGCUAAGUAUCGCUUACAAGAGAUCCACAUGAGCAUAAGAUUUUUCUAAUUUGAUUUCCCCAUGUACAGCACAAACUUUAUUGCAUCUGUGAUUGAAUUUCUUUUGUAAUUGCCUUCUCACUGAAUUAGCCUUGUCGAGA